Zingiber officinale is the source of this 2582-nucleotide messenger RNA. RefSeq lists its product as uncharacterized. The record is from RefSeq and is a predicted model, not a curated record. Bases 390 to 2261 code for a protein of 623 amino acids. The transcript has 4 exons. Gene Ontology annotation, molecular function: protein binding. NCBI's taxonomy places the organism in Eukaryota, Viridiplantae, Streptophyta, Magnoliopsida, Zingiberales, Zingiberaceae.
CGCUGCACACACUCACACUGCCCACUUUCUCCUUUUCCUUGUCUUCUCAUGCUGCAAAAGGUUGGAACCGCCAACCCAGCAGAGAGAGAGAGAGAGAGCGCGAGAGAGAGCGAGAGCGUAAAUUGGCGGAUUGAGGGCCGUUUUACUGACACAGUCUACCGCUCGAGGCGCCACUCAUCAGUCAUCGCUGGAAGCGCUCGUUUUUGUCUUCUGUCAUCGGAGGAAUCUGAGUCUGCGCAGUUCCUGUUCACUUAGCUCGCCUAGCUGUUUGCUGUCCGAUCUCGCCGCCGUUCUUUUUCGGGUGUGUUUCGUCCCGCAUCGAUUCCAUUUCCAGCAGGUCUUUUGGGUUAAUAAAGUGACUAGAUCAAAAACUCAAAGUUCUUAUUGUCAUGGAGAAGAUCCCACCCGACUGCCCUUAUCCAGGUUGUUUCUUCUGUGUCAUGAAGGAAGGCAAUCCCAGCAAGCGUCGGUCAAGUAUCCUGAAAUUCUUCAGAGAGCUUCCUUCCCAGGAUGAUGAUGGUCAAGUUCUUCCUAUCAGUGGACUGUGGAACACUGCCAUGGCUCAUCCAAAUGAUCCAGAGUUCAUCAACUUAGGAAUCUUUGAAUGCAUGGCAGCAUUGAUAUGGAAAGGCUUAAAGAAUAGGCGAUGGCUCUCACAUGACCAGAACAUUUAUAUCCCAUACUAUGCAGCUCAUAUAAUUGGGUCCUACACUAUGAAUAUGGAGGAAUUUGCUGAAAGAGCAGUCCCUGCUUCUGUCAUUCCUCCCUUGGUUGAGCUUCUAAGGGGUAGAUUGACUUGGGUGGAGCAGAGGGUAGCAGUUAGAGCAUUAGGACACUUGGCAACUUAUCCUAGUAGCUUUCCUGCAGUUGCAGAUCAUGGAGAAGUACUUGAGCUUGCCAUUCAGCUUGCAUCAAGUUCUCUUGAGAUUGUCUAUUCUCAUUUUUACCAGUUUGUGGAUAGGAGGAUAAGCUAUCAUUGUGAUCUGCUUACUCGUGGAAUGGGAGGAGUGGAAAUGGAAUCUAGGAAGGCAGAGGAAUGGGCUAGUCAGUUACAGUGCUGGUCACUUCAGCUUAUUAACUGCUUUGCUUUCAAGCCAGAGUUUCUCUUCGACAUUUGCAAACCAGAGUUUUUGGUUAAAUUGCCGGGCAUGUGGGGAGGACUGGUUAAUGAGAACUCACCGGCAGGUAUUGGUUUACUCCGGACAAUAUGUCAACACAAGCUUGGGAGAGCUCCUGUUGCCAACUGUCCUGAUAUUGUCGAAGCACUAUGCAACAUUGCCCGAUCAUCAGAUGACUGGCAGUAUAUGGCUAUUGACUGUCUUCUUUGGUUACUCCAAGAUCAGAAUACUUCACAAAAGGUAAUAGAUAAAGCCGCUCCAGCCCUCACAGAUUUAGCAGAAAUUACUGCCCUUGGUGACCAUAAAAGAUUAGGGGACACUAUUGUUAACGUCCUUCAAGAAUGUUGCCAGGCACAAGGAACUGCUCGUAGUUACAUCAGCACACGUACAAAAGAACUGAUUGAUGAGCUUUUGAGCUCUAGGCAGAGAUUAAAAUGGGAGAAAAACAUGCCAAAGGAGGAUCUUCAAAUAAAACAAGCAGCGGCACUGGUUGUUAAGCUGGAAGGAAACUCUUUAUUCUCCUCAGGAGAUAUAUCUGGAGCUGCAUCAAAGUACUCUGAAGCUCUGGCAUUGUGCCCAAUGAAGUCCAAAAAAGAGAGAGUUGUAUUGUACAGCAACAGGGCUCAGUGUUAUCUUCUCUUGCAGCAACCACUAGCAGCCAUAAGUGAUGCUACACGGGCUUUAUGUCUUCAUAACCCUCCGAAUCGCCAUGCAAAAAGUCUUUGGAGGAGAGCCCAAGCAUAUGAUAUGCUGGGUUUAGCAAAGGAGAGUUUGUUAGAUGCCAUUCUUUUCAUUAACGAAUGUUCACAAUCUAAUGAUCCUGAUCUUUCUCUGAAGCACAACAAAGUUCCUGAUUAUGCUGAAAGAUUAGUGAAGAAACAGAUGCGUGCUGCAUGGUUAUUUAGAGAAGCAGCUAUAAAGCAUGGUGUUAUUCAUACUGAUGAUGGGACUGGAGAUAUCUACGAGCAAGAGGCUGAUGACUCUGAGUGGGAGACCGCCAGUGAAAGUGACAUGGAAAAUGAUGGAAGGGAAGCAGAUGAUGAUGGAGAUUGGAAAAAUGACAACAUCCGCAAAGAUAUGUAUGACAAGGCAACAAAAAAAGAUUUGGUACAUGGAUACAAGAUCCUUCUGGCUGAAGAAUGAGACAAAUUUGUAUCAGAUUUCAUCAGCGCGGUUGUUUCUUCUGUUCAGAUAUUGAAACUGUCAAAUAUUUCUUCCCAGUUCUUGGAUGUGAGUUUGAGUUUCUUACAAAUUCCACCAUAUCCACUGUGUUAACUCCUAUGGAACACCCUCUUUUUUGACCAAUAUUUUGUUUAUAGAUUGUUUGGUUGUGGUUCCGGUUUCGUACUUGUAGCGUAUUGAAUGGAGAUGCUAGCUUCCAUAGACAUGAUUUGUAUGCAUAAUUAGUGUUCUUUGGCUACCUUUUUUGCUUUCAGAGGGAAGAGGUUUUCUAUUUGGUUCAAA